AUGAGCAAGAUCUGGGAGUCUCAAACCCUGCGGUUCACCCUCGAUUCAGCACCCACUUCCAUCCCGGUCUACCUUUAUGGCACAGCUUGGAAGAAAGAGCGGACUGCACAUCUUGUCUAUUCAGCAAUCAGGGCUGGAUUCCGUGGCAUCGACACUGCUGCCCAGCCACGCCAUUAUCAAGAGCCCUCCGUCGGCGACGGCAUCCGUAAGGCUAUUGCUGACAACCUUGUGCGGCGAGAAGACUUAUAUGUGCAAACUAAGUUUAGCCCACUGUCUGCGCAGGAUCCAGAUAACAUGCCGUACGAUCCAAACGCAUCAGUGGCGGGGCAAGUUCAUGCGUCAAUCAGAUCUUCCUUGACUAAUCUGCGCUGUUCGGUAGACCCCUCGAGCGUAGACAUAUCCUACAUUGAUACAGUGGUCCUGCAUUCGCCACUACGUACUCUUGAGCUAACUAUCGACGCUUGGAACACACUGGAGACCUAUGUGCCCACUCGAAUUCGUCAUUUGGGCAUCUCUAAUUGCUCGUUACCCAUGUUGAGCGCGCUAUGUUCUUCGCCUCGAGUCAAAGUGAAGCCGGCAGUUGUUCAAAACCGGUUUUACGGCGAAACUGCUUUCGACGUUCCACUCCGCGCCUUUUGUCGUGACCAUCAAAUCAUAUACCAAAGCUUCUGGACACUAACGGCUAAUCCAACUCUGGCGCGAUCAGCCCCUGUCCAGCACCUGGCGGGUCGUGUUGAGAUCACCCCUGCGGCUGCUCUCUAUAUGCUGGUUAUGAGCCUAGGUAACACAGUGGUGUUGAAUGGUACUAAGGACUCAUCGCGUAUGAUUGAAGAUCUUGAGGCCCCCGGAAAAAUCAAAAGCUUUGUGGAAUCAGAGCCGUCUGAAUGGGAAAGUUUACGCCGCGAGUUCCAAAUCUUAGUGGGUGAUGCGGCUUAA
This is a messenger RNA of Penicillium chermesinum, 936 nucleotides long. Its product is annotated as putative aldo-keto reductase (AKR). Gene Ontology annotation, molecular function: aldose reductase (NADPH) activity. The transcript has 2 exons. The record is from RefSeq and is a predicted model, not a curated record. Gene Ontology annotation, cellular component: cytosol. Lineage: Eukaryota; Fungi; Ascomycota; Eurotiomycetes; Eurotiales; Aspergillaceae. The coding region runs from base 1 to 936 and encodes 311 amino acids.